AACCAGGCAUCUUUCAUAACGGCUAUCGACACAAUGCCAGCGGAGACAGAGCCACUCUUGGGCUCAGGGACGACCGCCCGGCCAGCGCGUCACCCGAAGAAAUUACUGAUCUGUAUCCUCUGUGCCAUAUUCUUGCUAUCGGCCGACUUUGGAUUCUUCAUGUCCACCGCGCCGCAGGUGGCAGUCUAUGAAGAGAUCAUCUGUCGAAACUACCAAGCAAACCUUCAUAAGGCGGGAAAUGAGACGUUAGGAGACUCCAAUCCGUGUAAAUCCGAGGCUGUACAGGGAGAAUUAGCGCUUGUGAUUGGCUAUCAGAACACACUUGAUGUGCUGCCUGGUAUGGCGCUUUCGCUGCCGUACGGGGUCCUCGCGGAUAGCUGGGGGCGGAGGCCUGUCCUAUAUCUUAGCAUGCUGGGCAUCGUUCUCGGAGAAAUCUGGGUUAAGAUAGUUUGUCUUGGUUCAAGAUUCAUUCCACUCCGCAUGGUCUGGUUCUCUUCUCUUUUCAAAAUCAUCGGCGGAGGCGACCAAGUCGUUACGGCCGUCGCCUUGGUCAUAGUCGCCGAUGUCUUCACCGACGAUGAGAGGGCGACCGCGUUAUUCCGCCUGCAAUCCUGCAUCCAGAUUGCGGAAAUUCUGGCCACUCCGUUUAGUGCUUAUCUGAUGAAAUUUGGUCCAAUGUUUCCAUUUGUUCUCUCAGUAUGCAUUAUCAUCGUGGGAAGCAUCCCAUGCUUGUUUCUCCCCGAAACUCUCCCAACCGCGGAAUCAAAGCGAAGCAAUCCCCAAAUGUCGGACCCGGACAGUGGAAAUGAGCAACCCCAGCCCCCGAGCAAGAAGACAGUAUUGGGGGAGCUUACACGGCAAGCUCGCGAGCUCGGUCAAUCGACGCGCUUUAUAUGGAGGGACUCUAAUAUCUGUCUGAUGGUCCUUGUACUGUCCGUCACAGUCAUGAGUAAACAAUGCACGAACCUGCUUCUGCAAUACGUGUCGAAGAAGUUUGACUGGAGCAUUAGUCGCGCUAGUCUCCUCAUCUCGCUGCGCGGGAUAUUCUCGCUCGCAACAUAUUUGCUCAUAAUGCCGACCUUGACAUUCUUAGCUGCCAAAUAUCUGGAUGUCCAUGGCAAAUACAGCGACCACUUGAUGAGUAAAGGGAGCGGUGUGCUUUCAGUUGUCGGAUACAUUGCCAUCUUCCUGGCGCCGACACCAGCCGUCUUGAUCGGGGGUCUGGUUAUCCUGUCAAUUGGUGCGGCAUUCAUGGUCAGCACGCGUAGUCUUGUUACUUCGCUCGUGCGACCCGACAACGUUGGCACUUUAUAUUCGACGAUUGCCAUUGCACAAGGUAUGGGAACUAUUGUCUCGGGCCCAUUGUUUGCCAACCUGUUCCGGCUGGGUAUGCAUCUUGGGAAAGUCUGGUUGGGACUACCAUUCUUGCAAGCUGCUGUCUUUUUCGGCCUUGCUGUCACUGCCGUUUGGCAUGUUCGUCUUAGACCGUCUCCGCCCGAUGACAGAGAGCAGGAACCGUUGUUAUCUGAGUAA
Molecule: messenger RNA, 1533 nt
Organism: Penicillium bovifimosum
Lineage: Eukaryota; Fungi; Ascomycota; Eurotiomycetes; Eurotiales; Aspergillaceae
Product: MFS transporter
Exons: 5
Biological process (GO): transmembrane transport
Cellular component (GO): membrane
Molecular function (GO): transmembrane transporter activity
Source: RefSeq, a predicted model, not a curated record